This is a messenger RNA of Stegastes partitus (bicolor damselfish), 2814 nucleotides long. Its product is annotated as solute carrier family 12 member 9-like. Lineage: Eukaryota; Metazoa; Chordata; Actinopteri; Pomacentridae. Gene Ontology annotation, biological process: cell volume homeostasis; chloride ion homeostasis; potassium ion homeostasis. The record is from RefSeq and is a predicted model, not a curated record. Gene Ontology annotation, cellular component: membrane. The transcript is spliced from 14 exons. Bases 1 to 2814 code for a protein of 937 amino acids. Gene Ontology annotation, molecular function: potassium:chloride symporter activity.
AUGACAGAAAAAACUCCCCUGUUACAUUACCGACUCACCACCAGUCCCGCUCCGGAGAACACCGACGUGCCCAAACACGCCAUGGGCAAAGACGACCGAGAGGCCGAGGAGCAAACCAACCGGAAGCUCGGAGUGGUGUUCGGGGUGGUCAUCCCAACCUUACUGUCCAUGUUUAGCGUCGUUGUGUUUCUGCGAAUUGGGUUUGUUGUGGGUCAGGCAGGGCUGUACCAGUCUAUUGCCAUGUUUCUGGUGGCCUACUUCAUCAUCACAAUGACCGUGCUUUCCGUCUGUGCCAUCUCCACCAAUGGGGCUUUAGAUGCCGGAGGUGCCUACUACAUGAUCAGCCGAGCUCUGGGUGCGGAGUUUGGUGGCAGCAUUGGCAUCAUGUUUUUCCUUGCCAAUGUGUGCGGUAGUGCUCUCUACAUUUUGGGUUUGGUUGAGGCCAUCAUGCCUACCUUUGGAGUCCCAAAAGAGGGUGUUGCAGCUGUUGCAGGUCUCCAUCACGUGUUGCCUUCAGGAUACUGGUGGUCUCUGCUUUAUAGCACUGUCCUGCUGUUCCUCUGUUUCAUUGUCUGUUUGGUGGGAGCGCACAUCUACGCCAAAGCCGCCUUCAUUAUCUUCAUCAUAGUCGUGACAGCCCUGGCUUCUGUCUUUAUUAGUUUUUUCACCGUGGGGCCCAUUGGCGUGAUUCUGCCAGAUACUUCCGUUCUAAACAGCACCAGCAUGAGCACCGCCAAUUAUACCGGCUUCCGGCUGCACACGUUGGAGGGUAACCUGUUCUCCGGUUACACAGUAGACUACAGCACGGAUGCCAUGAUGAGUUUCGCUGGAGUUUUCGCUGUCAUGUUCAACGGCUGCACUGGAAUCAUGGCUGGCUCCAACAUGUCAGGUGAUCUGAAGAAUCCCAGCUAUUCCAUCCCGAGAGGAACGCUUGCAGCUGUUCUUAUAUCUUUCAUCACGUACAAUCUGCUUAGUCUGCUGGCCGCGUGGUCUUGUGACCGUUACCUUCUCCAAAGAGACUACAGCUUCCUGGGCGACAUCAAUCUAUGGCCUCCCAUGGUGACACUUGGUAUCUACUCCUCCGCCAUGUCUGCUGCAAUGAGUAACCUUAUAGGAGCCUCCAGGAUACUGUAUGCCCUGUCCAAAGACAACCUGUUCGGUGGUGUUCUGGCUCUGGCAAAGAAAACAUCUCAGAGUGGGAAUCCCUGGGUCUCGGUACUUGUCUCCUGGUUGCUUGUGCAGGUGGUGCUGUUUGCUGGUAAAUUGAACACCAUUGCUGGUGUCGUAACCAUCUUCUUCUUGUUGGUCUAUGCUGCUGUGAACCUGGCCUGUUUGGCUCUGGAGUGGGCUUCUGCACCAAACUUCAGACCCUCCUUCUAUUGUUUCACAUGGCAUACCUGCACUCUGGGCAUCCUCGGCUGCCUGGUCAUGAUGUUCUUAAUCAGUGCCGUUUACGCCUUUGUCAGCAUCGCCUUCAUGCUGCUGCUCUUGAUGCUUAUUCACUAUCUGGGGCCCAUCAGCAAAUGGGGCUACAUCAGCCAGGCACUCAUCUACCACCAGGUACGCAAGUACUUGUUGAUGUUGGACGUGCGCAAGGACCAUGUGAAGUUCUGGAGGCCCCAGGUGCUGCUGAUGGUUGCAAAGCCUCGGAGCUCAACGGGUCUCAUGACGUUCAUUAAUGACCUGAAGAAGAGUGGCCUCUAUGUGCUGGGACAUGUAAAGCUGGGUGUGCUGGAUGAGUUGCCCUUUGAUCCUUUGCAGAGCUGUUACGACGCCUGGCUGUCUUUAGUGGAUCAUUUAAAAAUCAAGGCAUUCGUCAACCUGACCCUGGCUGACUCUGUCCGACACGGAGUUCAGAAUCUGCUUUUCAUCUCAGGCUUUGGUGGGAUGAGACCGAACACCCUUGUGUUGGGUUUCUAUGAUGACUGCUCCCCUCAAGAUCACCUUCCAGGUCAAAUUCUCCUGUCUGCAGCCCAAAGGUUAGAGACAGUCUGUUCAACCACAGACCCUGAGGAGCAAUGCUCCCUCUUCUUUCCUAGUGUACGGGACGCUGAGGGACCCAAAGACCUCGACGCCGAGGAAUUUGUAUCAGUGAUUGCCGAUGCUGUAAAAAUGGGAAAGAAUGUGACACUGGCUCGUUAUUUUAACCAAUUCAACCGGGAGGAAGUCUUAGGGUCUGGAAAAAAGAUCGGAGGCCACCGAAAGGUGACGGGGCCAUUCAUAGAUGUGUGGCCUCUGAAUCUGCUUCAGCCAGACAGCCGUGGUUAUGUUGACAUCUGCUCAUUGUUCCUGCUGCAGCUGGCCUGCGUACUUCAUGAGACCCGAGCCUGGAACCAGGCGAGACUCCGCCUCUUCCUGUGUGUGGAGGCUGGGUGCAGUUUGCAGGAAGAGGAGGAGGAGAAGAAGCUCCGGAUGAUGCUCAAGGAACUGAGGAUCGCAGCUCAAGUGCAGAUGGUUCCUUGGGACCAUGUGGUGGCACUGCACUGGCAGAGACGAGGAGGAAGAGGGAAUCUGAUGGAGUCCGCACAGAAUGAGAGAACAAAGAGACAUGAGGAUGGUGAGAAGGAACAUAGAACCCAAACGUUUCCAAACAAUGCUUCUCACCUCACAGAUCAGUAUAUCUGUGCUGUCAACAAUCUGAUUUGCGGACAUGGUGCUCCUCAGCCAGCCGUGCGUUUCCUGUAUUUGCCGAGCCCUCCAGCAGACACAAGCCGUUACCAUGCCUACCUGCAUCAGGUGGACCUGUUGAGUCGAGACCUUGGCCCGACAUUACUUGUUCAUGGAGUCACUCCUGUGGUCACUACUGACCUUUAG